Molecule: messenger RNA, 3629 nt
Organism: Enhydra lutris kenyoni (northern sea otter)
Lineage: Eukaryota; Metazoa; Chordata; Mammalia; Carnivora; Mustelidae
Product: polo like kinase 1
Exons: 10
Coding region: 1415-3229 (604 amino acids)
Biological process (GO): protein phosphorylation; regulation of cytokinesis; mitotic cell cycle
Cellular component (GO): spindle pole; nucleus; centrosome
Molecular function (GO): ATP binding; protein binding; protein serine/threonine kinase activity
Source: RefSeq, a predicted model, not a curated record
AGCAAACAUUUCAGUUACUCCUUUUUACUAGGCAUUGCUCUGGGAGCUUGGGACAUGGGCUAGGAAAGAUGUCAUCAUCACCUCUCAGUUUACUGGGAGGCAGGUAAAGAGAUACUUAGACUAUGGUUGAUACUUGGUGGGCUCUACCCGAGACAUCAUAGGGUACAAGGGUGCACAGAAAAAGGGCUUCGAACUUGGGCUUUUUGCUGUUCCAGGUCUGCCACUCCAGUACUUUGGGAAGUCAGGGAAAUGGGCAGAGAGGGAAAUAGCUGGGCACUAUCACAAACUGGGAAAAUAGGUAGACAUAGAGUGGCGGGACCUUCUAGUUUUUGUUAGGAAAAAACACCAAUCUGAAUUUUUAUGUGAGCUCUCUUGAUUUUUAAGUGCUGUAAAUGAAUCCAAUUUUUCAAAAGUGGGAGGCCAAACAAAACACACCCCUGCGAGCUGUAUGGCCUCGGCCUGCCAGUUUGCUGGGCAUUCUGCCAACCAGCCGUCCUUCCUCUCACCAGAGACUUGAGGGUCCACUAUUUUAUGCCCUGGGAAAUAGAGCAGUGAGCAAGCCAGACAACUUUCUUGCAUGUGGGGGGCCCUGGUACUGUGCGUCUGGAACAUCAGAAUGUGUGGGAAUCACCUGGCAGUUACAUUGAAAGGCAGACUCCCGAGUCAGGAGGUCUGCGGUAAGGUCUGAAAUUUUCUUUCUAACAAGUUCCCAGGUGAUGGUAAUGCUGGUGGUCCCUGAACCAUAUAUGCUUGAGUGGAGUUGCUCUAUAUUCUGGAGGGACUUAGGAGCAGCUGUUACCCCGGAGGUAGGGACCGAGCCACGAAAGUGCAUCAGCCUGGCAAGCUCCGUGUUUUUACUUGGAUUUUAGCUUAUUGGGGUGUCUCGGAACAUUGCUGAGGACAGCUCAGCUGUCUCGGAGGCGGCUGCCUAAGGCUGCCCUGACAGAUCUCUGUUCUCAAGAGUUUAUAGUCUAGAAGGCGGGGUGGGGGUGGGAGUGGAGGAAGGAAUUGGGGAAAGCUUCCUGGAGGAGGUACAUGGGAACUGCAGGACCUUUCCCGGCCGCGGAGAAAGGAAGAAAUCCUGAACUCCCUGGUCUCCUCCGGCCGGUCUCGGCAUCCGCUCGCUGGGUACGGUUUCCCAGGUUUCCCACGUGUCGGCUGUGCACGAGUCCCUGUCAAUCAAGCUUCUCUCCCCAAGCCACCCGGGCUGCGUACGGGUUUAAAGGAGGCAGCGGUGUAGAGCGCUCCCAUCGUGCCGCGCGGCGGGCGGGUUUGGAUUUUAAAUCCCCGCGGCCAAUCAGUGGCGCGCAGGCUCUUGUAACGUUCCCGGCGCCGCGUUUGAAUUCGAGGAGGAGCGAAGCGGUGCCAAGCCUCUACCCAGACCCUGCUAGGUCCGUGGAGCAGCUCCGGGAACAUGAGUGCGGCGGCAACUGCAGGGAAGCUGGCGCGGGCACCAGCGGACCCAGGGAAAGCCGGGGGUCCCGGAGGUGCAGCUCCCGGGGCCCCGGCGGCUGCUCCGCCGGCGAAAGAGAUCCCGGAGGUCCUAGUGGACCCGCGCAGCCGGCGGCGCUACCUGCGGGGACGCUUUCUGGGGAAGGGAGGCUUUGCUAAGUGCUUCGAAAUCUCGGACGCUGACACUAAGGAGGUGUUCGCGGGCAAGAUCGUGCCUAAGUCUCUGCUGCUCAAGCCGCACCAGAAGGAGAAGAUGUCCAUGGAGAUUUCCAUUCACCGCAGCCUCGCCCACCAGCACAUCGUAGGCUUCCACGGCUUUUUCGAGGACAAUGACUUCGUAUUCGUGGUGUUGGAGCUCUGCCGCCGGAGGUCUCUCCUGGAGCUGCACAAACGGAGGAAAGCACUGACCGAGCCGGAAGCCCGCUACUACCUUCGGCAGAUUGUCCUUGGCUGCCAGUACCUGCACCGAAACCGGGUUAUUCACCGGGACCUUAAGCUGGGCAACCUUUUCCUGAAUGAGGAUCUGGAGGUGAAAAUAGGGGAUUUUGGACUGGCAACCAAAGUGGAAUAUGACGGGGAACGCAAGAAGACCUUGUGCGGGACUCCCAAUUACAUAGCUCCUGAGGUGCUGAGCAAGAAAGGGCACAGUUUCGAGGUGGACGUGUGGUCCAUUGGGUGUAUCAUGUAUACAUUGUUAGUGGGCAAACCACCUUUUGAGACCUCUUGCCUCAAAGAGACCUACCUCCGGAUCAAGAAGAAUGACUACAGUAUUCCCAAGCAUGUCAACCCUGUGGCCGCCUCCCUCAUCCAGAAGAUGCUUCAGACAGAUCCUACUGCCCGCCCCACCAUUCAUGAGCUGCUCAAUGACGAGUUCUUUACUUCCGGCUACAUCCCUGCCCGGCUCCCCAUCACCUGUCUCACAAUUGCACCCCGGUUUUCCAUCGCUCCCAGCAGUCUGGACCCCAACAGCCGGAAACCUCUCACAGUCCUCAAUAAAGGCACGGAGAACCCCAUGCCUGAGCGGCCCCGGGAAAAAGAGGAGCCAGGGGUCCGGGAGACCAAUGAGGUGGUUGACUGCCACCUGGGCGAUAUGCUACAGCAGCUACACAGCGUCAAUGCAUCCAAGCCCUCAGAGCGGGGGCUGGUGAGGCAAGAGGAGGCUGAGGAUCCUGCCUGCAUCCCCAUCUUCUGGGUCAGCAAGUGGGUGGACUAUUCGGACAAGUACGGCCUCGGGUACCAGCUAUGUGACAACAGUGUGGGGGUGCUCUUCAAUGACUCGACGCGCCUGAUCCUCUACAAUGACGGUGACAGCCUGCAGUACAUAGAGCGUGAUGGCACCGAGUCCUACCUCACCGUGAGCUCCCACCCCAACUCCCUGAUGAAGAAGAUCACCCUCCUGAAGUAUUUCCGGAACUACAUGAGUGAACACUUGCUGAAGGCGGGGGCCAACAUCACGCCCCGGGAAGGCGAUGAGCUCGCCCGGCUACCCUACCUGCGCACCUGGUUUCGCACCCGCAGCGCCAUCAUCCUUCACCUCAGCAAUGGCUGUGUGCAGAUCAACUUCUUCCAGGACCAUACCAAACUCAUCCUGUGCCCACUGAUGGCAGCUGUGACCUACAUCGACGAGAGGCGGGACUUCCGCACGUACCGCCUGAGCCUGCUGGAGGAAUACGGCUGCUCCAAGGAGCUGGCCAGCCGGCUCCGCUAUGCCCGCACCAUGGUGGACAAACUGCUGAGCUCCCGCUCGGCCGCCAGCCGUCUCAAGGCCUCCUCAUAGGCCUUCCUCCCCUCCGGACUGGCACCCCUUCUUUCCCCCACAGCACCUUGGCUUGCACUGGUUAGCUCCCCUCGUGCCGUUUUCUAGAAUAUGCCCCCCAGCCCUGGGGGCUGGGGAGAGCUCCAUCAUCCUUGCUGGUGGGGGUCGUCGUGUAAGUUAUUUUUGUACAUGUUUGGGUAUGGGUUCUAUGGCCUCUUCCCCUUGCCCCUCAGCCCCACCAUAUGCAUUGUACAGAAUACUGCUCUUGAAUCUGGGACUGUCCUUUCCUUGCCUUUAUAUACAUUAAACACAUGUGAAUCUUCUAUUUCUUCUGUAAUCCCUGAGAGUACCUGGCUUCUGGGCUCUGGACACGUCUUUGCUCCAGAAGCCCCGGGCUGCCAAGACUCUGCCAGUUUUUUUU